GGAAGCGAGGGUGCGGCGCAAUCCCGAGACAACGCCCGAACUCAGCCCGAGUCCUCCCCGCUAGACUCUCAUCCUUCCUUUUUCUAGCUUAAGGCGAAGGCGGAGCCGGAUCUCCAAAAGUCCCCGCCCUCGGGGAAGUGUGUAUGUGUGUGUGUGUGUGUGUGUGUGUGUGUGUGUGUGUGUGUGUGUGUGUGUGUGUGAGAGGAAGGCAGCGGGGACAUCCCCGUCAUUUGCAUAGCCUCCGGGACGUGGCGCCGCACGGAAGCCACUUCCGGUUUGAGAAGAAACUACAAGUCCCAAGAUGCCGCGGAGCAAGAUGUCCCAUAUGGACCUGGCUUUGGAACCUGCUGAUCAGGACCUGCUGGGCUUCCUGCUGGAGGAAAGCGGAGGUCUGUGGGCUGCUCCUGACCAGGAGGUGGAAGAUCAGCUGGACUGGGAGUUGCCGCCUUCCGAGGCGCUGAGCGACUGGGAAGUAGAGGAUUUGCUGAGCUCUCUGCUCAGUCCCCCGGCAUCGUUGGACUCGUUGGACGCUCUCGGCUCCUCCAACUCUUCUCCUGUCCACCACGAUCACACCUACUCCCUCCCACAGGAACAUGCCUCCAUAGAUCUAGAUAGUGGGAGCUGUGGAAAGGAGGGUUCCCACGUCACUCCAUUGCAUGUGGAGCAGGCAGCAGAGCAGGAGAUCUCUAGGCUGAUACUGACCGAUGAGGAGAAGAAACUCUUGGAGAAGGAGGGACUUAGUCUCCCCCCAGCACUUCCUCUCACCAAGGUGGAGGAACAAGUUCUGAAACGAGUGCGGAGGAAGAUUCGCAACAAAAGGUCUGCCCAGGAAAGCCGCCGGAAGAAGAAGAUGUAUGUUGGGGUUCUAGAAAGCAGGGUCUUAAAAUACACGGCACAGAAUCAAGAGCUACAGAACAAAGUACAGCUUCUUGAGGAGCAGAAUUUGUCCCUUCUAGAUCAACUGAAGAAACUCCAGGCCAUGGUGAUUGAGAUAUCAAACAAAACUAGCAGCAGCAGCACAUGCGUCCUGGUGGGGAUGAUGAUGGGAGAAGAGUUCCUUUCCCCGGGUCGUGGGAAACAACCCAGAACACUUCUUGAUUUCCUUUCCCUGUAUUCUAGGUCCUGCUCUUCUCCUUCUGCCUCCUCCUCGUACCUGCCAUGUACUCCUCUAACGCGAGGGGGACUCUGCCAGCUGAGUAUGUUGUGUUGUCCCGCCAGCUUCGCGCCCUCCCCAGUGAGGUGCAUCACCAGCAGGGGCUGCCUGCUUUGCAUUCAGAGGUACCAAAGGACAGCACAAACCAGUUACUGGACAGCUCAGAACAUAGGCUCCAUGCCUCUAGCAACUUUUCCUGCACGUUGUACCAUGUGCCUCAGGCCGAGUCUCCUCCGCGGUGGCCACAUCUUGAUGGCUUCUCAGAUCCUUCCUUCUCAGGCCCCAUCCUUCCCUUGCAAGCAAAUCUUACAGGAAAGGGUGCAUGGUCCCCUCCCCACAGUCCAUCAUCUGUUAUCUUGCAGGGCAGAUAUUCGGGUUAGAUGUGAGGAUAUGGGUAUCUCAGCAAGAGCCUGGAGACUCCCAUCUUAUAUGUAGAUAAAAAGGGCUUUGAGCUGCCCUUGCUCUUGUCACUAGGAUGCCUGGAGCUCAACAUAGCACAUUUGCUAGUUUUAUGCAUCUUUUAUUUGUGUGCAUGUCUGUUGCCCCAUGAAUGGAUCUGGGAAAAUGGGCUGGCCAUGAAUAUUUCAUGCACUGAGGGAAAGGGUAGGGUAAGAAAUAAAUAAGUGGUUCUGA
Messenger RNA from Jaculus jaculus (lesser Egyptian jerboa), 1786 nucleotides. RefSeq names its product cAMP responsive element binding protein 3 (gene Creb3). The record is from RefSeq and is a predicted model, not a curated record. The transcript has 9 exons. Gene Ontology annotation, cellular component: nucleus. Gene Ontology annotation, molecular function: DNA-binding transcription factor activity, RNA polymerase II-specific; RNA polymerase II cis-regulatory region sequence-specific DNA binding. NCBI's taxonomy places the organism in Eukaryota, Metazoa, Chordata, Mammalia, Rodentia, Dipodidae. The coding region runs from base 302 to 1588 and encodes 428 amino acids. Gene Ontology annotation, biological process: regulation of transcription by RNA polymerase II.